AUGGUCAAUGCCGACAGAGAACGAAGCCGUGUACCGGCGCUACGUAGACAGCGUCGGCUCAGCUCGGCCUCUGGCUUCAUGUACGUAAUAACAACGGCUCCGCUGGUACACUCAGCAGUUAACGCAGUAGGAUCCACUGCACUGCCUCGCGCGGAUCCGUCGCUGACCUCUACAGCCUCACGACGCGAGGUCGACUCUACGGCUGAAACCGACCGUAACACCCGUGUUGUCGCGGGUAAAAUAUACGCGCAAGCAUACGUGGGAUCGCCAAUUGCAACACGGCAGGGUGACACCAUGGUACAGCUUCUACGCAUCACCCCCGAGGAGGUGAUCGAGUUCCCUCUCGUACUAUACACACCUCUCAACGCAAAUCUCAAGCUGGAAAACAUUAGCGAGCAAAAUGUCGCUUUCAAGAUCAAGACUACGGCUCCCAAGGGCUACCUCGUGAGGCCCAGCACCGGUGUCAUCAAGGCGGGAGAGCAGCAGUCGGUUCAGAUAAUCCUGCAGCCACUCAGUGAGGCCCCGAAGACCGUCAAUGACCGAUUCCUGGUGCAAUCGGUUACCUACGUCAGCGAGGAACCGGUCCCCAAGGACCUCUGGACCACAGUGGAGAAGUCGCAAGUUGGUGAGCACCGCCUCAGCGUCGCCCUGGUCAAGGACCCGGGACUGAACAUCCAGUCAGGCAACUCGCCACAUGGCAUCCCGCCGCGCAUUGCCGCACGUCUGUUCACUCCACAGAGCGCAAAUGUGGAUCUGCCAGAACUACGCCAGAAGUACGACGAGCUGGUGCAGUACUGCCUCUCUGUAGAGAAGCUGAAGGCGCAGAUUAUCAAGGAAAACGAGCAGCUCAGGCAGAGGCUGAACAUGGGCCCUGCAGACUCACUGGGUACCAGGCUCUCCGUCGAGUUCUGGUAUAUCCCAAUCAUCAUCAUUUACGCUUACGGUGACGAUUUCGGAGACAACUUCGGAAUUGACGAGUUCGCGGAGGAGGAAGAGGAGUACGAUGAGUUCGACGAGUACGACCAUCAGCGCGUGGCCGACGUCGACAUCAUCACGGACGCCGGCGAAUACAGGCAACACGUCGAGAACGCGCACCGGAUCACCAGUCCGUACAUGACCAAGUACGAGAAGGCCAGGAUCAUCGGCACGCGCGCGCUCCAAAUCAGCCUGAACGCACCCAUCACGAUCCCCGUGGACGCGUCUACGGACGCUGUCGACGAGAAUGUCGCAAUGGGAUUCGGAGAAGCCACCGACGCGUCUGCCAUGGCCAUCGACCCGCUCAUUAUCGCCGAAAAGGAGCUCUACCAGAAGUCGGUCCCCUUCAUCAUCAGGAGGUACCUGCCCAAUGGCUCCUACGAGGAUUGGAAGAUCGAGGAACUCAUCAUAGAUUGA
This is a messenger RNA of Babesia ovata, 1392 nucleotides long. Its product is annotated as vesicle-associated membrane protein. Gene Ontology annotation, cellular component: nucleus; RNA polymerase II, core complex; RNA polymerase I complex. The record is from RefSeq and is a predicted model, not a curated record. Gene Ontology annotation, biological process: DNA-templated transcription. Bases 1 to 1392 code for a protein of 463 amino acids. The transcript is spliced from 5 exons. NCBI's taxonomy places the organism in Eukaryota, Apicomplexa, Aconoidasida, Piroplasmida, Babesiidae. Gene Ontology annotation, molecular function: DNA-directed RNA polymerase activity; DNA binding.